AUGAGCGCCGCUAUCACCAACAUGGCCUUCAUGUUUGGCGCCAUGCAGGUCGCCAAGCGCAUCCCCUUUGACGACAACCCGGACUACGUCCUCUACGCCCGAGGAUUCUACGUGGCCGCCCAGCUCACCUGCCUGGCCAUCUUCUACUUCUGCUCGAUGCGAGUCAAGAAGGCCAACGACCUCACCGUCAUCAAGUACGUCAAUGCCAAGAACCCCAUGUCCCAGGAGCCUGGCGAGCUCGUGACGACCACCAACCGCGACUACGACCUGGCCGAGAUCAGCAAGUCGAUGCGCGGCGUCAUGAUGGGCGUCCUCAUGGUCGGCUUCAUGCACCUCUACCUUGGCUACACCAACCCUCUCGUCAUCCAGUCGAUCCUGCCCGUCAAGAACGCGCUCGAGUCCAACAUGGCCAAGAUUUGGGUCUGGGGUCAGCCCGCCACCGGCGACCUCAAGCGCCCCUUCAAGGCCCCCCCGGGUCUCUUCGGCAUGAUGGGCCAGCAGGGACCCCAGACCGACAAGGCCACCAUCAAAGAGGCCGAAAAGGCCGGCGUCACCAAGAAGGACGAGUAG
Molecule: messenger RNA, 570 nt
Organism: Pseudozyma flocculosa PF-1
Lineage: Eukaryota; Fungi; Basidiomycota; Ustilaginomycetes; Ustilaginales; Ustilaginaceae
Exons: 5
Coding region: 1-570 (189 amino acids)
Biological process (GO): protein targeting to ER
Cellular component (GO): endoplasmic reticulum; mitochondrion
Source: RefSeq, a predicted model, not a curated record